Molecule: messenger RNA, 5205 nt
Organism: Ectocarpus siliculosus
Lineage: Eukaryota; Phaeophyceae; Ectocarpales; Ectocarpaceae
Source: the annotation of a GenBank genome assembly
AUGUGCAGCGAGUCCGGCAGCCUCUCCAGCGUAGGGAACGGGAGCUGGCGAAGGGGGCGAAGGGCCUUCGAGGCGGAAAGCGACAACACGGCCGAGGGUGACUGCGAAGGAGAGGGAGAAGGGCCGAACGAGCUGAGGUGGGAGGUGGACGGGAGGCGGCAGAACCUGCGGCGAUCGCUCACAAGCGCCGGGGUCCAGACGGAGGAGAGCCAGAUGGUGCAGGACCUGCUGGAGAUGGUGUCGGAUACGCCGGUGGACCACGCGGGGCAAUGGAUACCGGUUCGGGUUCGCCGCGGCAUUCACAUCUGGACGAGCACGGUGGAAGGGUCGCCCUACUGUCGCAUUCGGGGGCGGAUGCGCUGCGAGGCGACGCCCGCCCAGCUGUUGCAACUCCUCAUCGACGACGAGAGAAUCAUGGAGUACGACCGCAUGUUCGACAGGUACGAGAUGGUGGAGAGGCCCAACGACCACACCUCCGUGCGGUGGACGUGCUACCAGGCCAUCUGGCCGACCCGACCCCGGGACUUCGUGAUCCGCAGCACCUGGGAGGAGUUCGCGGACGGAACCAUCGUAAUAGCCACGCGCUCGGUGGAGCACGAGGACUACCCGGAGACCCCGACGUUCGUCAGGGGCAAAAUGGUCACCUGCGGCUACGUCAUCUGCCCCCUCGGCGAGAGCCGUAGACAACGGCGCGCCAGUAAGUCGAUAAAGCCCUCCACCCCCCCGACGGCCAGCGGCGGCGACCCGGCGGCGGCCGGCGGGGGGGGCAGCUCGGCCGCAGCCGCCACGGCCGCCGCGGCGGGGGCGGGGUCGAGGUCCAUGGAGCUGAGGCCCAGCAGCGAGUUCACGAUGUACGCGCACACGGACCUCGGCGGUGUGUUACCGGCGAGCGUCAUCAACAAGCUCUGCAAGAAGCCGGCGUACCGGGUGCUGCGGAAGAUCCAGGACAUGAUCGCGACCGGCACGCUCGUAAAGCGCGGAGAUGACGGGAGCUCCGCAGGGGGGAGUGCCGGGGGGGGGUGGCCGCUUGCCAGGUCCGGCUUGAACAUGCCGAGAACGGAUUCCGAGGACGUGCUGGGGUCGCUGCUGGCGGAGGGGAUGCCGGACCGUGCGGCGGCCGCUAACCUUGAGAACGUGCCGGAAGGGGAGAUGGAGGGCGUUGCUUCCGGCGCGGAAACGGAGACGAUGGGCGGACACCAACGGCGAGGGUCUCACAGCAGCGGCGGCGGCGGGGCGAGCGGCGGGGGACGAAGAGGGAGCAUGUCGCAGCAGGGGCAGUUACCGCCGGCGGCGGCGCCCUCCCGAGCGCCGUCCCCGUUCCUCCCGGGGCUGUCGCGAGCGUACGCGAUCUCCGAGGCGCAGCGCAUCAUGAGGACGCUCAACAGGAUGGCCUCGGAUGAGGCCUUGGGGUGGUCUCAGCUGGGCGUGGCGGCUCACAGUGACAUGGCGCUGUACAAGAGUCCCGUCGCCGGCACCAAGAAGGUUCGGCUGGGAGCGAGCACGUGCGUGAGCGCGCUGCCGUCGGAGCUGGUGGGAAUCCUCUUGGAGAAUGCGGCCAUGCUGGGACCGGACUACAUCGUCGACAGGCAGGAGCUGCUGGAGACGUUCAGCUCCGGCGUGAACACCGGGGAAGGGCUGGCGGAUGCCGCGGCGAGGGCGGAAGGGGAAGGGCCGAAGCACGACACCGCCGUCUACUGGUUCAGCUGCACUCACAAGCGACAGCGCAUCUGCCGAGAUUUCGUUAUCCUGCGCUGCUUCCGCCCGCUGCCGGGAUCCGGCGGGGUCAUCGCCUACUCUUCUGUCGACCACCCCGGCCUACCACCGUGCCCGGACUACGUCCGCGGCAAGCUUGACGUCUCGGGGUUCGUGAUUCUGCCGAGCCCCCAAGAGGAGGGCGGCGGCAACGGCGACGACGACGGCGACGACGGGGAGGCCGCCCUCCACCACUCGGACGCUGAGCACAACCGCCGCGGCGGGCCUCGCCGAAAGAAGCGCCAGCGUUGGCGGGGAGGCAAAGGUGGAGGGGCGGCGGCGGCGGCGGCGGCGGGGCGCCGCCGCUCUCGGUCGUCUGCCUCGGCCAUCGGCGACUACGUAGACUCGGACGAGGACGAGGACGAGGCGGAGGAGGAGGGGCCGAGGAUGGGAAGGAGGGGAGGGGGGGGGAGGAGGAGGCGUACCCUGGUGAAGGGCGCGAAUGAAGGGGGGGGUGGUGGUGGUGGCGUGAGCGAGGUUACGUUCUUCACGCACCUGACGUUCAGCGCGUACCUGCCGGAUUUCCAGGAGAUGGAGGCGUGCCGGCACUUCGUCGGGCCCUUGCACAUCCUGCAGGAGCUCAAGUGGGUCGUGGAGCGCACCCUUGGGUCGUUCCAGGAGGACGACGAGGUGCUGCACCACGGGGCCCCCAGGAUGGGAGCGGGGGGCGCGGGAGGGGGGGCGGACUGGGGGCACAUCUUGCCUCGAAGGAGGUCUUCGAGGUCCGAGAGACGGUCGUCCGUGGCCGCGGAGGAGCAGGAGGCGGGGGGGGCGGGGGCGGCCCGGGUGGACACCAGCGCGGGCGAGGAAGAAACGGAGGGCGGCACGAUCGACUCUGGCUCGCUGUCGGACUCAGAGUCCGUCCCCGCUCGUGAGACAGCCAUGGUGUCGAACGCCGUGCUGCUCAGGGUUGCCGCCAGGAGGGAGGCGAUGCUGCGCGACAUGCUGGCCUUUUCGAGCGACGGGGAGUGCAUGGAUGGCCCGCAGGUGGAUUGGCGUAUCAUCAAGGACAGCGACGGCCUCAAGCUGUGGCGCGCCACGGUGCCGGGCACGGUGUGGUGCAUGAUUCGCACCCGGGCGGCGGUGACGGCGCCCCCCCGCGAGGUGCUCACGUACCUGCUGAACGACUCGUGCAUCCCGGACUACGACGAGCUGUUCGCGAAGAUCGAGGUCGUCGAAUCGAUCGACGAGACUAGUGUCUUCAAGCGAACAUCUUACAAACCCAUCUGGCCCACGGCCCCGCGGGAUUUCUCCCUGCUAUCUUCUUGGGGUACGCUUGAAGACGGCACGACCUACUUGCUCAACCGCUCGGUGGACCACCCGAUGAACCCCCCGGUAAAGGGCCACGUACGCGGGAUCGUUAUGCUAUGCGGCUUUCUGAUGGUGCCGCGAGCGCGCGAGUCCGGCGGGGGCUGCGUCAUCACCAUGAUCGUCCACACAGACCUCGGCGGCAACCUCCCGGCGACCAUCCUCAACAGGCUCUCCACCAGCAGCCCGUGGCGUCUUGUACAGCGCCUACGCUCGGCGUUCGAGAGCAGCGAUUGCCAGCCGUCGCGGGCGCAGAAGGCGGAGCAAGCAGCAGCAGCGGCGGCGGCGGCGGCGGCGGCGGUUGCCGCUGAUGGCGAGGCUUCGUGACGUAGGAGACUUGGUGGAAUCGGAUACAGUAGAGCCCCGGUUCUUGCGCAACACGUAGGGGGGGGAAUUGCUUUUGACAGAAAAAGUUGGUUUCAUUUGUGUGGUAAUUGUUGGGUGAGGUUUUCGUGUGCCCUUGAGGGUGGUAAGGGUGGGGGGGAUUCCGAGGAGCAAAGCCCACGCGUACUACAUUGCGUCCAGCAUGGAGGACACGCUUUCUUCUUUAUUCAUCGCUGACCAACAUUGUGGUAGUGGUGGUUGGCGGCAGGGAGGCAUCGGUCGUUGAUUAUGUCGUCGUCGUCGGUGUUUUUGUCUUGACAUUGAAAAACCGUUCAGGCCUCUGCUCAGAAGUCCCUUCUGACAUUCGCACCGGUUCAGCUGGCGCGAACGCCAUACUUGGACCAAAGACCAACUACCCGAAAAAGGUACACCAUUUUUUUUCCAACGGAAACAUCAGGGGACCGUUGGUGGGAGUGGAUUUCUUUCAGGAGAAGGCGCGAUGGGGGUGUCGGCGACUGCCGUGGAAGUCAGCUAAUGUCCUGCUGGCCUCGCGUGUGUUCGUUGUGGUGACGAGUGACUUCGAUUUUUUUAAACGGGCUCGUCUUGUGUCCGGUUGCGGACGGAUCUGGAGGCCUUGGCCGCUGGUUGUAAGUAAUGGUAGAGGCAGCGGUUUCACUUGUCGGUUUUGGCAAAAUGUUUGUGUGUGGGUGAUGGUUUGUUUGCACACCACGGCAGAUUUUUUAGCUGCGCGUGCAAUUUGUAUUGGUGGGUGCUGUUUAAGACGGGCAUCUGCACUCGUCUGCGACUUACAUGCGUCCAGAAAGGGUUGCCUCUUUUUUUUUUUUGUGGUUGCCCGAGGUGCUGGGGCAAGGAGAGGAGGAAGGGAGGCGACGGGGGGGGGGCGAGGCAAGGCGCUUCAUCAAUCAAUGUUCAUCAUUCUCGUUUUUGUUUUUCACUUUUAUUCGUGUGUGGCGUGCGUCAUGGGCGGUGGUACGCGCGAGGAGCGCACGUUUGCGGUGGCCCCCAACAUGGAACAACACGUUUUUGUUAAUGUCGGAUUUAAUUUGCAGCCCUGCAACCGAGAGACUAUGCUGAUCGCGUGCAAGCACCGCACCCUCUUUUUAGCGUGGGCGUCAAGAUUCCCACCGAAAGGAUAACCCAGGUCGGAACUGGCAUUUGAUUUCGCCCAGCUGUAAAUGUUUAGCUUGGGCGCGCUCGUCGUAUUUGUGUUUAGAGGAGGAGGAGGGAAGGUAUACUUUUUUGCGGGCAUUUUUUUUUCGUGGCUAAUAUUUUUUUUGCAGGAAUCCUGGCGUUAUAUAUUAUUGUCUCGCGGUUCUUGCCAGUUCUUUUGGGGGGGGGGGUCGGUUCGGGCAUUCGUUUUAUUUUUGUAUCGCAUUCGCUAAUGUUAUUCUUUGUGUACUCUAUAGUUCUACUACUACAUACAAGGCUUCGACUUGCAACGCUCAACGAAAAAAAUAGCCCACUCAUUUGUUGGUGCGCGUGUGGUACUAAUAUUUGGAUAUUUACGCGUUGUUUGUUUCUCGACGCUGUAGUUCAUGAAUCAUACCGCACUCGCUGCUGCCAUGCAUACUGCUGUCUGUACUGUGUCUUUUCGGAAGCAAAAGGGGUUUCCCCCCCGAAAAAAUACAGCCCUAGUUCGUUGCCUUGGUGGUGUGUUCGCGAGCAUCGCUCUGGUGUCUAGUUUGCCUGACAGGAGCACGCUCCCGCGCACGCACGGGCUCCUGCUAAAUUUCGCGUCUCAUAUGUAGUACUUCGAAGUGACUUUCUUUGCGAUAUGUGUUAAGGAAUAAUAUACGAUAU